This is a messenger RNA of Alnus glutinosa, 2544 nucleotides long. Its product is annotated as multicopper oxidase LPR1-like. Bases 110 to 1852 code for a protein of 580 amino acids. The transcript has 4 exons. Gene Ontology annotation, molecular function: oxidoreductase activity; copper ion binding. NCBI's taxonomy places the organism in Eukaryota, Viridiplantae, Streptophyta, Magnoliopsida, Fagales, Betulaceae. The record is from RefSeq and is a predicted model, not a curated record.
GGAUUCCUCUAGAUAAUGCAAAAAUCUAGCUUCAAAUAUAAAUACCUAAUAAACCUCCAUCAAUGACAUCUCUCCCUCUAUCUCUCUAUCUCUCUCCCCGUUUGCAAGCAUGCAACCAAGAGAUGGGACUCAGAGAAUUUUGCAAUAUAAUCUCAUUGCUUUUGCUAUUCUGGGUCUGCUCAGCACUACUUCAUGGGCAGAAGGCAGGCUUUUUGAUCCAUCCAAACUGAAAAUGUUCGUGGAUGAGCUUCCGGAUAUGCCCAAAAUCCUAGGCUUUGAUGUUGUGUCUGGUGUUCCCAAAUCCAAAUCACUCAAGAUUGGCAUGUUCGAGAAGAAAUGGAAAUUCCAUCGAGAUCUCCCUCCCACGUCGGUCUUUGCCUACGGUCUAUCCAAGGACACGGCCACAGUUCCAGGUCCAACAAUCGAGGCCCUCCAUGGUAUCGAAACCUACGUGACGUGGCAAAAUCACCUCCCUAAAAAGCAUAUACUUCCGUGGGACCCCUCCAUCCCAACAGCCAUUGCAGCUGAUAAGAAGGGCAUUCCUACGGUGGUUCACCUCCACGGUGGCAUCGAUGAGCCCGAGAGUGAUGGGAACGCAAACUCAUGGUUCACAGCUGGAUUCAAAGCUAGAGGGCCCACAUGGACCAAGAAAAAGUAUCACUACCACAACCAGCAACACCCUGGAAAUUUGUGGUAUCAUGAUCAUGCCAUGGGAUUGACGAGGGUCAAUCUCCUUGCUGGCUUGAUUGGGGCCUACAUAAUCCGUCACCCUGAUGCCGAGACCCCACUUGGACUCCCUCAAGGUGAUGAGUUCGAUCGGCCGUUGAUCGUGUUUGAUCGUAGCUUUCGCACCGAUGGUUCCACGUACAUGAAUUCCACUGGAAACAAUCCCUCCAUACACCCCCAGUGGCAGCCAGAAUACUUUGGUGACGCUAUCAUAGUGAAUGGCAAAGCCUGGCCACGUAUGACAGUACGACGUCGUAAAUACAGGUUCCGUAUCAUCAAUGCAAGCAACGCUCGAUUCUUCAGGUUCUUCUUUACCAACGGCCUUGGAUUCAUCCACGUGGGAUCUGAUUCCGCUUACCUUAAUGAACCGGUGAUGACCAAUGCCAUUUUAUUGGGCCCAUCCGAGAUUGCUGACGUGGUUGUUGACUUUUCAAAGUCAAAGAAUGGCAUUGCUAUCCUGGCCAACAAUGCAGCCUAUCCCUACCCAUCCGGCGACCCUGUCAACGAGGCCAAUAGCAAAGUCCUCAAGUUUAUCAUCCUUAGACACCAAGAGGUUGACACGUGGCGAGUGCCCAAGAAGCUGAUGGAAUAUCCACGUCCAAAAUUAUCCGGUGCAUCGUUCACACGAUAUAUCGCAAUGUACGAGUACACGAGCGACAUCGACGAGCCAACUCAUUUAUACUUGAAUGGGAAACCGUAUGAGGCACCUGUGACUGAGACCCCUAAAGUGGGGGCCACAGAGGAGUGGAAUAUAAUCAAUCUAACGGAGGAUAAUCAUCCUCUGCACAUUCAUCUGGGGCUAUUUGUGGUGUUGGAUCAGACGGAGCUGGUGAAUGUGGAGGAGUUCAAAAGUUGCAUGACGAAAAUGAACGACGCGAUCAAGUGCCAGAUAAGCAAGUAUGCACGUGGCAAAAAGAUAGAGGUGCCGACUUAUGAGAAGGGGUGGAAGAACGUGUUCAAGAUGAUGCCCGGAGUGGUGACAAGGAUUCUAGUGAGGUUUUCUUACAUUCACUCAAAUGCAUCCUACCCUUUUGAUGCAACUUCGGAGCCCGGUUUCGUGUACCAUUGCCACAUCUUGGAUCAUGAAGACAAUGCGAUGAUGAGGCCCUUGAAAUUCUCCAAUUAAUUGAGAAUACCCACAGAGAGAGCCUAUUUGAUCAUAAUUCAACGUUGAAUUAUCAAUAAUUUAAAUCAUCCUUCUUUGUGGUUGAAUCUUUUGUGAAGAUUAAAAAAAUAAAAAAUAAAAUAAAAUGCUAUGAAAUAUAUAUAUUUAUUUCAUACGGCUUGUUUAGAAGCUUAUUAUGUUGUAUUUAUUUUUUGUUUUUAAUUUUCUGUUUUCAAAAUUUUGAAAAAAAAAAACUUUUGAAAUUAUGUUUGGAAAGUUUGAAAAACAUAAAACGGAAUUGAAAAAACAUAUUUGGGAGAGUUGAUUUCAUUUUCAAAAAACUGAUAUUUUUUUUUAAAAUUAGCAUUUGGACGAGUGAUUUUCACAGUUUAUUUUCACGUAUAUCAAGGGAAGCUAAUGAGCUGGCGCAUCGGAUGGUAACGGCAGAUCAACUACUCAGAUGAUCCAUAAAGCAAGGGGCACAUUUCGAGUACAUCACGGUUGCAGGGACAGCAUGUACUCUCUCACUUUCAACCAUAGGAUUAGGAAAAAAAAAAAAAACACAAAGUCCGUGUAGGCGGUAGCCUGUAGAAUUGCACUAUUGCCAAUAAAUACCGGUAGGCAGUAGCCUGUAGGAUUGUACUAUUGCAGUAGAAAGUAGAUGGAGGACAAAGUCCGUGUUUUUUGUUUUUUUUAAAGCUUUAUUUUUAUAA